This is a messenger RNA of Folsomia candida, 2056 nucleotides long. RefSeq lists its product as uncharacterized. Bases 441 to 1694 code for a protein of 417 amino acids. The transcript is spliced from 5 exons. The record is from RefSeq and is a predicted model, not a curated record. Lineage: Eukaryota; Metazoa; Arthropoda; Collembola; Entomobryomorpha; Isotomidae.
AUUCCUACAUCACAAUCUGAGGAGUAUGAUGACAUUAAGACCACGCCAUUUCGUAAUCCGCAUAUUUCAUAUGACUACCUUAAGAGAAAGACCAGAUAUACAUACAUAUACAUAUGACUAACUACAUAUAUAGACGUAAUGGUAGGAAAGCUAAUUAAGUAUUUCAACCCAUUUUCCAUAAGGUGCACUUCCCUGCCUAAUGACGGCCCAGUGCUUUCUCACUGUUCAAUUAAACUACAUAACUCCACACACAGUGCUCAUUAGCACUCCAGCAAUUAAAGACAGAUUAUUCCUAAAAACUGCGGUGGAGGAGAAAGAAAUAAAAAAUGAGGGAGAGUCAUUAGCAAAUUUUAUGGUUGAAUAAGAGCAUAAUUUGCGAAAAGGAAAAUCGCCUACGCGACUCAAGAAAUAAGCAGUCUUUGGCUGAAGUGAAAGUAUUCAUGGGGAAAUUAAGAGUAGCAAAAAUGGACACAGAUUUUAGUCCUCGCAGUCCAAAUAAGAAAUCUGAGGAAAUUUUGCUGUCAACGAAACAUCCGCCAAUGAUGACUUCGUUGAUACCCUUGAUUAGAAAGCAGAUUGAUUUCUGCAAUCUGUUGGCAAUAAUCCCGUUCGAGUGGGAUGUCGCGAAGGGGAGGUUGCGCCUACUUGAGUCUCCGGUGAAACUGAUGGCCUGUAAAAUUCAGAUUGGGAUCCAUGUGGCAUAUACGACGCUGAUAUUUGCGUACUUUCUCUCACCGCAGAAUUUAAGUUCGAUUCCAAAUUCGACAAGGAUGAUGGGGUUAACGUUUCUCGUUUGCUUUGGAGCCACGAUGCUGAUGCGACUCACAAUUUGGAAUAUGAAGACGGAUGUUGUACACUUGUUUAAUAAUUAUUUAUUUUUUGAAGAGACUUAUUUGCCUGCUUGUCCACGUGGCUACGAGGGGGAUAAAGUAUCUAAAAUAAUGAUGACGCUGGGCUUUCUGACGAGCGUGGGACUGCCUGGAUUUAUUGCGGCGAUGCUGCUGGUCAACCCCUGCCAGGCACCGCAUAUUGGAUACAUUCUCUUUCGAGAGGGUCCCAGCGGGUGUGCCGUUCCGGGAUGGCCGGUCAGGUUGACCUUUCUUAUCUUUGAUACGUGGACCUGGGUCAAUUGUAUCUCAUCCGCCAUAUUUUCUGGAUUCCAAGUUUUCUUCCCAGGAAUGAAAUGUCUGUGCUUCUAUAUUCAUCUGAUUCUUGAAAUUUAUGCCGCCAAUGGCGUCACCACUCCCGCCCAGGACGGAUUCUGUUUCCGAGUCUACCAACACCUUCGCGUUCUUGGGAAAUUAUUCAACUUUUGUUUACAGUCUGUCUUUAUCCCGACGCAGAUCACGGCUGGGUGCAUGGUGCUGAUUAUCGGGCUGUACACCUGUGUCAAGCUCCACGCCCAAAUCGCCAUGCCCGGCUUUGCGUUCUUCCCCCUGAUUUCAUGCGAUGGUCUCGCCAUCAUUUUUAUUACCCAGGUGGCCGCUGGGGUGUACACGUCGUCGUCAAAAUUGGUGAAGAAGGCGCGACGAUCGCGAAGGUAUGGGAGGAAUGCGUGGUUUAGGAAAAUGGUGAGGGCGACACAUUUUAUCAAGAUUCGGUUCGGAUCGACCAACUUUAUUGAUCAGAUGACGCCUUUGGUGUAUCUCAAUUUCUGUCUGACGCAGACGGUUUCGUUGGUUUUGUUAUCGUAGUUUAUGAAAUAGGAAAUGAGGAGGGGACAAGGUCUGGUUAGGUUAAUAUUCGAUGUUUUUAACAUGUGAAAGGGCUUGCCACCAAAAUCAAACACAUUGUAAACUUGCUGAUGAGUUAUUUAUGUAUGGAUUUACGACGAAGAUAAUGCGAAGAUAAUUACAUAUGUAAGCUGUGCACCUUGUAAAUAAGUACCUAUAUGAGAGUUUUAAUUUCGGUUAAUAAACUUGACAAAGUACGAAUAAAUACUUAUGUAAACUUGUGAAUAAGUUAGUAACGCUUCAAAGCUUACAGGUUAUGGAUGCGUUUUAAUUUUGUAAAAUAGUAUACACAAAUUUUAUACAGAUUUCAAAAAUUGCAUGCA